CAUUGUAGAUCGUCGUGCGUUGCGGACACUCUCAACGACUUUCGAGCAGUUCGACUCGUGGAUCGCGGAGUUUGCUCGUUCAUGCUGUUGUCCCAGGAUUGUUAGCAUUCAGCAGUUCGAUUGGCGGGGAUGUCGGUUGCAAUUUGAGAUUUAGGCCAAGGUGUGUGUUGCAGGAAGAAGAAUUGGAAGGGGAGUCGUAGCCAUGGUGCUGUGGGAGCUCACGCUGGCCACAGCUUACGUGUUAGGAUUGCCUCGAACUUACAUGCUUGCGUUGCGGUUGCAGCGACGCUUGAUCGCUCCCAAGCAUCCGAAGCUGCGCGACUUUGUUUACAGACGCACUAGGGCCGUAUUUUCAGUAGCUGUCAAUGUGCAUAAGGAAGUUCAAAGACGAGACAUAUCCGUGGGACGAAACAUCGGUAAUCGUAUCUUGAGAUUUCUUGAUCGUAUGCGUCCACAGGCUCAAAUUCGGGGCUCAGAGGCCAAGAUUGAAGGAUUUUCUGCUCCGAAGAAAAUAUUCCGAACCAACAGGGAAAAGUUGGAUGCAAACCAGGCAAAUCUAGCCGAUAAAACCGAUCUGCGAAAACCUGCUUUCAAAGCCUACUUGAGUGGGCAAUUUGGUGGUUCCCUCAGAAACCGGUUCAGUAAUAGGUUCGGCAGGUUUUCUCCCAAAACUAGGCCUUAUUCAAUGCCAAUGAUUGCCAUGGGGUUAUGGUGGCAGCCGGUUCGGCAGAAUAUGACGGCUUCUCUGUCAAGAGAGGCUCCAGCAUAUCAAAUGUGGAGAUCAGAUUUUGCAAGGUUGCCCAGAGUACCCCUGACUCUAAGCGGGUUUGCAAGAGGUGUGAUGCGGGAGGAUAUCGCUGCUUUGAUCCGGAGAGAACUGUAGGCAUGGAGGAUGAGGGCUUUGUCUAGGAUAUCACAUCCUCUUGUUUCAAGACUCGCUGCAUUUGCUGGCAGAAGUUUGGGCAGAUUGAAAAGGCUUACAGUCGAACCCCACAACACCACUCAGGUUCAAGAUGACUUGAGUUUGAGAAGCGAAUCUUGAGUUCGUGCUCAUAUGCCAUUUCUUGCAAGCAGGGAUUCUAGCCUCACAACGACAGAUUGAUAUGAGGACUGUGUGGUGUUGGUACAGUGUAUGGAGGAGUACUAGGUUUAUGAGACGCAAAAGUCGGUUGGGGAUAGAAGAGCAUGUAACCCAUGAAUUGCAUGCUGCGAUGGUGAAUUUUGGGAGAUUACGCUUAGUAACUGUCGUUGGAUGCAUAACUACAAUCUCCCUUUGGACUGCUGGAAGAAAACAGAUAUUGAUUAUACAGCACCAAUAUAGAUAGCAUACAUUUCCAUUUAAAUUCGCUCCAUCAGAAACAUGCGUUGAAUCGACACCGGAGGAACAUUUCAUUGAGAGUUGGCCGUAAACUUUUCUGCGCUUUUCUACAGUGGCUCUUGCUAGCUCAUUUUUUUUUUCUUUCAAUGAGAUGCGAAUGUUGAGCAGUAUCAUCCAUAGCAAAGUAAUGGUUUUUUCCGAA
Molecule: messenger RNA, 1520 nt
Organism: Physcomitrium patens
Lineage: Eukaryota; Viridiplantae; Streptophyta; Bryopsida; Funariales; Funariaceae
Source: RefSeq, a predicted model, not a curated record